AUGGCGCAGGUCAAGGCCCUUGACGCCUUGGAGCCGUUUGUGGCCCUCGCCAAAUCGGCCACGUCCAGCCGCGCUGCCGUAGACCUGGUCGUGCGCGCCACUUCCCAUCCCGGCACAUACAUCUUCGCCGAGCUACUGCAGACGCCCGAGGUGCAGGCUCUAGCCAACGCCAAUCCCGAGCAUGCUGUCUACCUCACCCUCCUCCAGAUCUUUAGCUACGGCACCUACGCUGAUUACGAGCGUGGAUCGCUACCGAGCUCAUUCUCUCCGGAUUCCGAGGCAGCAACAACGACACCAUCCGCCCCACUGCCGCCGCUCAGUGAAACCCAGGCUAGCAAGCUUCGCCAGCUGUCGUUGAUCUCGCUGGCCACCGACCGGGCUAGCUUGGCCUAUGCUCACCUCGUGACCGAACUGCGGCUGACCAGCGCCCGCGAGCUCGAGACUCUCGUCAUGACAGCUGUCUAUGCCGGCCUCGUGUCUGCCACGCUCGACCCGGCCCGCGAGGUGGUGCGCAUCAGCUCGGUCUCUCCGCUGCGUGACCUGGCCCCGGGUGCCGUGCCGAAGCUGCGGGCUGCCCUCCAGACCUGGUCCGGACGCUGCGAGGCGACUCUGGCCGAUCUGGACGCCCAGAUCGCAGCUAUCCGCCGCGCUGCCGUGGCCAAAGCAGAGGAAGAGCGCCGCUGGGAUGCCCGGUUCAACAAUGCCCUAGAUGAUGAGAGGGCGAAAAUGAAGCAGUCCGAUUUGAUGGGAUCGUCACAGCUGGGCGCUGGUGGUGGCGUCAGCGCGUUUCUCUCCGGUGGGUCUUCCUCUGCGUCCACCUACGGAAAGAAGGCGAUGACGCUGAACAUGUCAAAUUCCAGCGGGCCGCGUGGCAAGCCGCGUUUCAUGAAGAGAAGCAGCAAUCUGAUGACGGACAACGGAAGUAAUGGUGCAGCCGGUAACAGCACCGACACUGCAGGUGCACUGAGUGGCAGCGCUGCGGCAGAUGAUGACGAGGGCAUGGACCUUGAUGACGAGGACGGCGAUACAGAAGCAAACAAGAGGGCUAGUCGGCGGAAACUAUAA
Grosmannia clavigera kw1407 is the source of this 1065-nucleotide messenger RNA. Its product is annotated as cop9 signalosome subunit 7. The transcript has 2 exons. The record is from RefSeq and is a predicted model, not a curated record. Gene Ontology annotation, cellular component: COP9 signalosome. Lineage: Eukaryota; Fungi; Ascomycota; Sordariomycetes; Ophiostomatales; Ophiostomataceae. Bases 1 to 1065 code for a protein of 354 amino acids.